AUAAAAGUCAUUAUGUCUCUCUACAGCUCAAAACGGAAGAAAAAACCCAUAGGGGUGAACAACAGCCCUCUGGAAAAAUGGAAGCAGAAGUACACUAAAGCAGCAGAGAAAAUAUAUACUCCAUCUAAAAUGUCUCUUAACUUUGUCAGAGACUCUCUUGAGAAAGAAAAAGGAUUAAUGCUCAUUGACCCGUUUGGAAUGGAUAAUGAGAUGAUUCCUGAUUAUAAGUUUGAGUCCUGGGAGAACCAGCUGAGGAAACCUUUACAAAAAUGUACUAACAACUCACAUUCCUAUGAACGAAUCUGUAAGAAUUUCAAAACCUUCGACAAGGAGAAUACUGAUAGAGAAAAUCAGAAUUCUGUUCCAAAAUCCAGAAGGCUCUUGGCUCUUUCACCAAAACCAACAAAUUUUCAUAAUAAAAGCAGGAAGUAUUUCUGUGAGAAGCAAGUACAGCCUGCUAAGAGUUUUGAGAGAAAGUAUCCUAAGAAAGAGAUUACAAACUCCAGGAGACCAUAUAAGGUAGAACCUUCUAUAAAACCUUCCCAGAAAGGAAGCCAGGAAAGACUGAGAGGAAAGAAAAAGCUUACUAAAAACCCUGUGCUUAUUUCAAAUUCUAAUCCAGGGUGGUUGUUUAAGAGCACUAAAGACAUGUCAAAGUCCUUCCAAAACCCUUCUGGCGUUACCCUGGAACCAUCGAAAACUCACAUUAUUAGACCUUCUGAGCUUACAGACUUUAAUAGCUCAAAGAACAAAUUUAAAAAGCCGCCCACAAAGAGGACCUGAAAUGCUAAUAUUUCUCACGAAAGUGAUGAAGUGCUCCAAGAAAGGCUUAGCAAUGUGUUCAUUUCCAGUGACUUGCCUACUAAGGAUAGAGAAGUGAAAAUCAAGGUUAACAACACUGAAUCCUCGUUAACUAGCACAUACAGAUCAUCUAUAAUUCCUGCUGAGAUCCAAAUGACUACCCUUAUGACAGACUCUGACGAAGAGGAAUGCACUUGUUGCAAAUAAAUGCAAAGCAUGCAGCAACUACAGUACUAACAAGUCAGCUAUAAAUUCACAAAGCUGUCAUAAAGAAGAGCAAAAGCAUGAAGAAUCGUUUAAAAUCAAUCAGGCCAAGGUAGAAAAUAAGGAAAAUAUUCCAGAUUUCCCUGACAAAAAAGACCUUGAAGAGCUAUGUGAUGAAUUUAUUCGUAAAAAUAAAGAAAACGCAAUAAAAAAUAAUUCUAAAACACUCGCUCAGAACAAUAUGAUAAAUAUAGAAAAUGUUAUCCUUCUUGAAGAGAAAAUGAGGUUAAUUAACGAAAAUGUCCUAAAAAUGAAAGAUCUCACAAGACUGUGUGAAGACUGGUGGGAAAUUAGUCAUACGGAAACUAUGUUACAGAACUUAGGAAAUGUGUUCAAAGAACCCAGGUAUAAAGCCAUUCUAAGAACAGCUACUUGAGUAGAGAUUUGAGCAAUUUCUCUCAUAUUUGCAGUAGAUCAGCAUUAUGAAACACCUCCAAAAUCAAUUUUAAUGAUUAUCAAAAAUAUUGCUCAAUGCACUUAUGAAAAUUACCUGAACAUUAUUGGCCUUGUAAUCAACAGACUUCCGCCAGAUAGUGUAAGGAAUAUUUGGGUGCAAGCCCUAGAGAAAAUACUUUCCCUAGAAAAAUCAACCUGAAAUAAGCAGGCUUUAUUCAACCUCAUUCAGAAGAACAACAUUGUCCUCACUGAGAGGUGCCGAAAGCUUUGCUUAGGAAAAUACUCUGUUAAGCAACUCGCCCUAAAAAGGGGCAUUAGUGAAGAAAAGCUCUUAAGAAAGGAGAAUUGUGAUAUAAGCCGAUAUAUCUCUCCUCUGUGUCAGACUUUAUUGAUAACAGUCGAAGAGAUUUUGAAUUUGACUCAGAGUCUCGACAUUACUAAAACUAGGGAAAAUAUGAUCUCAAUAUUGGAAGGAUUUAGUGAGACGAUGAAAAUGAAAAAUAAUAGCCCAAUGUGUGUCACUCAAAACAUCAGUGAAUCAUCAUUUGAAGAGGAUUGAUGUGAAGUAAUGGAGCCUCCUUAUCUCCCUCCAAUAUCUCUAAAUAAAACUUAUACUCUAGUCUUGGACCUUGAUGAAACGUUGGUUCAUUACUUUGAGAUAGGCGAUCAAGGCAAGUUCUUAGUCAGACCUGGAGUCAUCCCAUUUUUGAAAGAAAUGUCGAAAUUUUUUGAAAUUGUUAUAUUCACAGCUGCAGUACAAGAUUAUGCUGACUGGGCAAUUGACCAGAUAGAUACAGUGGGGUACAUCUCUCAUAGACUAUAUCGACAACAUACGCUCCCAUGAGGAUCGGUCAACAUUAAGGAUCUUUCCCGAAUUGGGAGGGAUUUAAAAUAAAGUGAUCAUUGUAGAUAACAUUCCUGAAAACUUCCAACUACAACAAGACAAUGGUAUAUUCAUCACAAGCUGGUUUGAUGAUGUGACCGAUACAGCUCUAUGUGAGCUCUCAGUGAUACUCAAAGAUAUAUUCUUACUAAAAGCAGACGAUCUCAGAGAUGCCCUACGAAAUUAUGAGAAGCAUUAAAACUAAUUUUCAAUGAUUCAA
Moneuplotes crassus is the source of this 2564-nucleotide messenger RNA. NCBI's taxonomy places the organism in Eukaryota, Ciliophora, Spirotrichea, Euplotida, Euplotidae. The record is from the annotation of a GenBank genome assembly.